Molecule: messenger RNA, 2346 nt
Organism: Nerophis lumbriciformis (worm pipefish)
Lineage: Eukaryota; Metazoa; Chordata; Actinopteri; Syngnathiformes; Syngnathidae
Source: RefSeq, a predicted model, not a curated record
AUGCUUGUUCUCCCUGCUGCCAUUUUUCUGGGGAUACUUGCACUCCAUUCAAAUGUGGAAGCUGGCAAAUGUCCUCGAAUGUGCAUUUGUGACAGCACCAAGCUCACAGUAGCCUGUGUUGGUAAGAACUUCACUGAGGUUCCCUCGAGUAUUGACGAGAUCACAGUGAAAUUGGACCUGAGGAAUAACAACCUGCAGAUAUUGCAAAGAGGAGGAUUUGUGCACACCCCUUACCUCACCCACCUCAACCUACAGCGAUGCAACAUCGUCAAAGUGAAGGAAGGGGCUUUCCGCAUGCUGGGCCGAGUGGUCUCCCUAAACCUGGCUUACAACAAAAUUGACAUCCUAUACCAGGAGUCUUUUGAUGGUCUCUCGUCUUUGAAGGAGCUUCUUUUGGACCACAACAAUGUUGAGGAGAUCCAACCUGGAGCCUUCUUACAACUUGGCUCACUAAACAUGCUAACGCUCAUCCACAACCAGUUGGUGUACAUACCCAACAUGGCGUUUCAGGGCCUGCAAAACAUCAAAUGGCUACGUCUCAGCUAUAACUCCAUCAACAACUUGGCUCCCGAGGCCUUUGCGAGCUUAUUCACCCUCACCCGACUCAGUUUGGACCACAACGAACUACAGUUCUUUCCCACUCAGGCCAUGACCAGACUCAAGGAGGUCACGCGCUUGGACAUGAGCCACAACCGCAUGAUCUACCUUGGGGAAGAGUCUGUCUCCAUGGCAAAGCUCACACACUUGUACCUCAGCCACAUGUCCCUCCAGGACCUGUCGGACCAGGCCUUGUCCCAAGCUCCUGUGCUCACCCACCUGGACCUCAGUCACAACCAACUGCGUUACCUGGAACCUCUUAGGGGCCCCAAGAACCUUGCCAGCCUCAACCUCACUGCCAAUCCCAUCUACUGUAGCUGCUACAUGAGGCCCCUCAGGAACUGGGCCAGCAUCGGAGGUGUCAAACUUCUGGGAACCUGCGCGGGACCCGCUCACCUGUCUGAUGAGCCGUUGCGAGCCGUGGCGGCCGCUGACAUGCGUUGCCGCAGCAGGGGUGACCCGCUGAAAGACGAAUUUGAGGAGGAAGUGAUUUCAGUUACCAGCCCGCCAACAGAAAAACCCAAAUCCAAACCCAAACAGAAUGUCAAAUGUCCAGUUAACUGCGACUGUCACAUCGGUUCACAACAUGCCACAUGCGAGAGUCGAGGACACACCAAAGUUCCAAGAGGCUUCCCUAUCAAAACUCAAUUACUAGACCUUCGAGGCAACCACUUCCACAACCUUCCCGCCAACAGUUUUCCGGCCACUUCUGAAGUCAUUUCUCUACACCUGGAAUUUUGCAAAAUUCGCGAAAUCGAAGGUGGCGCCUUCCGGGGAAUGAAAAAGCUGUUUUAUUUGUAUCUGUCCGAAAAUGACCUCACAUCUUUGGUGCCUGAAACUUUCACCGGAACCCCUGAGCUCAGUUACCUUUACCUUGAGGGAAAUCGUUUGGCACAGUUUCCUGGUUCAGCUUUGCGACUUUUACCAAAUCUGUUUGCAUUACACCUGGAACGUAAUGAUAUCUCAAAACUGGAUUCCUCGGGUUUGCUGUCCUCAGUAACCCCGAAACUUAGAGAGCUUUACUUGACCAAUAACACAAUACGCACAAUUUCUAAGGGCGCUUUGGACUCUGCCUUUCUCGGUAAACUUCACCUGGACCGAAACAAGCUGACAAAUGUUCCGACCGCAGCCAUAUCCAACGCCCUCAAUCUGGAGGAGCUCAACCUGUCCCAUAACCGGAUUCUCUCAGUUGGACCGAACGCAUUUCGUCCUAUUUCCGAAAGUCUGAAGUGGCUCUACAUGGAUCAAAUGAGGACUGAAAAGAUGUCUAGGGACGCUCUUGCCGGGCUUGGCCCAGGAUUAAAGGCUCUCAGCGUGAGAGGAAACCAACUGAAGGAACUUCCUGAUUUGGGCUCCCUCACAGGCCUGGAGGUGGUUGACCUUCAAGACAACCCUCUACUUUGUGACUGUACUUUGCUGCCAUUGCACAGGUGGCUGGAGAGUGUGAGUUUGGAAGUGGGCGCUACCUGUGGCCACCCGCCCGAGCUAAGAGGUCGGCAAGUCCGGGAUUUGGAGUUAUUCAAGUCUUGUCCAGAAAACAGCUCUAAAUCCGAUAGAAAGCGUGUUGUUGGUGUGACUCCCUCUCGUGUACAAGCCAAGAAACCCAACGUCAAACUUGUGAAGGCUUCUGGAGUCAAGACUAAACCGGGAAGGAACAACAUAAAACGACCCAAGCCAACAAAGAAAGAGCAUCAAAGGAAACCUGUAGUUGGAACAGUGAACAAAAAGAAGAAACUGAUAAAAACGUGA